Chenopodium quinoa (quinoa) is the source of this 369-nucleotide messenger RNA. RefSeq lists its product as uncharacterized. The record is from RefSeq and is a predicted model, not a curated record. The coding region runs from base 1 to 369 and encodes 122 amino acids. The transcript has a single exon. NCBI's taxonomy places the organism in Eukaryota, Viridiplantae, Streptophyta, Magnoliopsida, Caryophyllales, Amaranthaceae.
AUGACAGACUGCAAGGUGGAUGAUUUUCCUUUUCCAAAGGGUUUAAAGUUUCACAAAGACACUGGUGAUAAGUUUUCUGAUCCAGAGAUGUAUAGAAGGAUUAUUGGGAAGCUUCUAUAUUUGAAUAUGACCAGGCCUGACAUUUCUUAUGCUGUACAACAGCUGAGUCAGUUCUUUGGAGAUCCAAGACUGCCACAUUUUUCAGCCGCACAACAUGUUCUGAAGUAUUUGAAAGGCACUUUGCAGCAUGGUUUGUUUUAUUCAGAUAACACAAACUUGAAGCUCCAAGCUUAUUGUGAUGAAGAUUGGGGCACUUGUGCUUAUUCAGCCAGAUCUCUUACUAUUGUAUCUUUUUGGGAUAUUCCUUGA